Molecule: messenger RNA, 2358 nt
Organism: Caenorhabditis briggsae
Lineage: Eukaryota; Metazoa; Nematoda; Chromadorea; Rhabditida; Rhabditidae
Gene: Cbr-wsp-1
Product: Protein CBR-WSP-1
Exons: 6
Coding region: 1-2358 (785 amino acids)
Molecular function (GO): actin binding
Source: RefSeq, a predicted model, not a curated record
AUGUGGAUGGUGGUGAGUGAGGAUCCGGCUGGUCGUCUCCGCUAUCAGUACCACAGUCUGCCGCCUCCGUCGUCUCACUCUCUCACUCUCCCUCCGCCCACCGCUCCGUCGCCUAAUCCGUCAACUGUAUCGGCUGCUGGGGCUCCAAUUUAUUCGUCUACUUCUUCCGGUCGCCAUAUGCAGCGUUUCGCACGUGGCGGAUGUCUUAGUUUUCCCGAUUCCAUGGGAUCCUCCCCACGUACCAACCCACGCAGCAGUCAUACACUUCCGAACGAAGGACAUUACUACGAAAUGGAGCAAUAUGAUAAUGUUAAUGACUAUUCUACCUAUGGAGGUCCUGAUUCUACAAGUUCGGCUAGUUCCUCGGCCGAAUAUCAAGAUCCUGUCUAUUCAACGAGAUAUGGAGGAUCUGCCACUGGUACUUAUGCAAGACGACACAAUUAUGCGAGAUGCUACGUGCCAAUAUCUGCUGAUGCUUUCUAUUACUAUCAUCAGCAACACCAUCAGCAGCAACAAAAUCAACAACAAACUCAUAGCUAUCGACCACGUCAUCGUUCUUCACACCAUCAAGAACAACGACGACACAGAGCACCGAGUCCGGAUCCAGACUAUUCACCACCCCUUUCAAGAAACAAAGUACGGUUUCAUCUUCCGAAUGAGCCAGUAUCUCGGGGUGAAUAUGUAAGUAACACUUAUCAAACAUCAAGACAAAUGAAAGUGUUCAAUACGGAUGACUUUGGAGACGAAGAGGAUGAAUACGAAGCAGUUUCAUUGAAUCCAGAUCCUGCACCACAUCAUCAUGAUUCCGUUUUAGUUCAUGGUUCGAAUGGACAAGUAUCUGUGAUGGUCAAAAAAGAAGAGCCAAUAUACUGUUCUGGAGGAAGUGAUAGUGCUGAAAGUAGUAGUGCGACGCCUUCAUCAGUAGAAGCUGACACUCCACCUCCAAUUCCAACUCAUCCACCUGCAAGGCAUCGAUUAGUGAAGAAGAGUCAAAAAGAGUUGAACGCUAGAUCGAACAGCAAUUCGCAAAGUGGAAUCGGAUCCACUCCAACUCGUCCGUUCGAAAUAACUCAGGCAUAUGGGGGUACAAUACGAGGACCUCCGAUGACUAUCGGUGGAGGGCAGGGAAUAACUCCGAUGGGAACGAUGGCAGCUGCACCGCAUUCUCAUACACAACCAGAUGGCAAUGCUAGCAGCAGUGGUGGUUCAUGGUUCAGAAAAGACAAGAAUAAAAAGAAGGAUAAAAAGUCGAAAAUCAAAAAGGAGGACAUUUCGAAUCCGACGAACUUUCAACACAAAGCUCAUGUUGGUUGGAAUCAAGACAGUGGUUUCUCGAAUACAGUGUACGAUGAUGAUAUGGAUGAAGCAACGAGGAAUAUUCUGAAGGCUGCAGGUUUGGAAAGCAACAAUUUGAACGAGGACGAUAAGAAGUUUGUCAAAAAGUUCAUCGCAAAGAAUUACGACAAGUAUGUGUCGGUUGGGAAUCUUGAUCCGUCUCAAAUAUCUGCUCCACUUCCACCGGUGCAGAAUUGCCAGCAACCUGCCCCACAAUCAUGGAAUCAAACUCCAGCUCGUCCAUACAGACCAGCUUUUCCUUCCUCAGCUCCAAUCGGAAGUUCCUCUUAUUCAUCUCCGGCUGCGCCCCCACCGCCAGCAAGGCUAGAAUCACAUGGGUUGGCACCAGCUCGCCCGCCUCCACCACCACCAUCAAACAACAAUUCUCAUAGAGGCAUAGCUCCAGCAAGACCUCUGCCACAGACACCAAGUUAUGGUACUCCGGACACUCGUCCGCAUGCAAUGCCACCGCCGCCACCACCACCUCCUGCUUCUGGAAUCGCUCAAGUAUCAACAUCAGCUCCACCACCUCCACCGCCACCACCACCAAUGGCAAUGCCGGCAGCUGGAGCUGGAGCACCACCGCCGCCCCCUCCUCCACCACCACCAUCUGGGAACAUCCUCGCAAGUCUGCCACCAGCACAAAACGGAAGAUCGAACUUAUUAGCUGAGAUCCAAGCCGGAAAGCAGCUACGAACUGUACAACAGAAUUCAUCUAACGAUGCACCAAAAGGUGGAGAUGCUCGUGGAGAUGUGAUGGCUCAAAUUCGACAAGGAGCACAACUGAAACACGUACGUUUUGAGGAGGAAGGAAAUCUAAUUGAUCUGAAACUUGAACAAUUUCAGGUUGACGCUGCUGCUGAACAAGAGAGACGGAAGAGUGCAACAUCUGGAGCUGCUGGAAUGGGCGGGCUGGCAGGUGCUCUGGCAAAGGCACUUGAAGAACGGCGUCUGAAUAUGGGAAUCGAUGAUUCGAGUGAUGACGAUGAAGAAGAAGACGACAAAAAUGAAUGGUCGGAUUGA